CAAAAGUGUUUGAUCUCUCGACCGUACAAAGAUCCGCGGUCGCAUACGCCCCCUGAGGGAGGAGAGGGGAGAGGACGGGGUCCGUAUGCGAACGCACCUCCUCCUCUUCCUCCUCGUCCUCGUCUCUCGUAAUCUCUUCCGAGAGAGAAUACGACAAGGCGAAUAGUAGGAAAAAAGUAAAGGUGCGAUUUUUGGUAUGAUUUGUACGUCAACGGGGGCAAGUAUAAUGCGGUGUUUUACUCCGUGCGUUGAAUGGGACAUCCGAUAUUACCUUUCCUAGAUGGAAUUUGGUUGUUGGAAUUUGUUGGCACGAUCCGUGGAAACCCUAAUUUGGCUGUAAUUCGUUUUAAUUUUGGAUUGGAAUUUUGGGUGAGGGAAUUUGAUGUUGGAUUGGAGGAGGAAGCAUAUCCGUUGGUGGAUUUGAGGGGAUUUUGGGAUGUGGUUUCCUCUUCUCUCUUUCGGUUUUCUGUGUAAUUAGGGUUUCAUUGAUCGACGGGUUAAAAGUUGCAGUUUGAUUCUUUUGAUAUUGCUUUUUUUUCGGUUGUAAAAUCAAAAAUGGAGGAAGAGAGUAGUUCUUGGGUUAGAAGGGCGAAAUUCUCACACACGGUUUACCACCGAAUCGAUUAUUCUCGCUUGCCAGCGAUUCCGCUUUCGCGCCAAUCCGAUCGGGCUCGGGAUGCGGAAUUGAAGCCGGAGAAGGGCGUCGGGCCUUCAAAACUGUCGUCGAUCUCGUUGCCGGUCGAUCGCGAGAGAGAAAUCGAUUCGAAGGUGAAGGCUUCGAUUCGGCAUUCGUAUAGCCUGCCUUCGUCGAGUUUAUUCUCUCAAAAAGCCGACAGCGGUAGAGAAUUGAAGCAGUGGAAGUCGAGCAUCGAAAUCCCCAAGUCACCUUCCCUCAAUCCCGGAAAAAGCCCUGAAUCGGAAGCAAAGAAUUUGAGAUUGGAUUCUUCCAGUUCCGCUGCCCGAGCUCGUCCAGAUCCUAAAUUGAAGCAGAAGAGCAACUUGAAUUCUUCACCGAAGGCGCAGCCAGGUACUUCCCCGAGAAGUAAAUUUGGCCAAUUCUCUAAGCAAAAUCAAUGGAAUCCUACGCCCAAGGAGAGGUCACCUUCGCCUCUCCCGACCAGCAUCCUUUCAGAUGCAUUUAAAGAAGCAAGGGAUAGUGGGAAAAGAUUUGCGACUCCCCCUCCUAGUAGGAAAGGGUCGGAUAAGGGCGUGUUCGGGAAGUUGUUCUCUAGAGAAGCCCGCGAUCACCGUGUGCUAAAUUCCUUAUCUCCUCCCAACACUAGCCCUCUACAACAAUUGUCUUCGAUGAAAUUUGUAGAUAAGCAAAAGGGUCGCAAGGAGAAUUCAUGGACAAAAUAUUUUGAUCAUGGCGUGGGGAGGGUGACUGCCGUGGAGGCCAGAAGUGAUUGGACGGUCGAUUUGUCGAAGUUGUAUUUAGGGCUCCGGUUUGCAUCUGGGGCCCACAGUCGGUUAUACCACGGUAUUUAUAAGGACCGGCCCGUCGCUGUGAAAAUUAUUAGGCAACCCGAUGAUGACGAAAAUGGAGUAAUGGCCGCUCGACUGGAGAAGCAGUUUAAUAGGGAGGUCACUUUUCUGUCUCAUCUCUAUCACCGCAAUGUGCUAAAGCUCGUAGCGGCCUGCAAAAAACCACCAGUGUUUUGCAUCAUCACCGAAUACCUUUCUGGUGGUUCCUUAAGAGCUUUCCUACACAAGCUCGAUCACAAAUCUGUCCCUCUACAGAAACUACUUGCGAUCGCCUUAGACAUUGCUCGUGGGAUGGAGUAUAUACACUCACAAGGAGUUAUCCACCGUGACUUGAAACCAGAGAAUAUACUUUUCGAUGAGGACUUCUGCGUAAAAAUUGCUGAUUUUGGAAUAGCUUGCGAGGAGGCAUUUUGCGAUGUACUAGCAGAGGAUCCGGGUACUUAUCGGUGGAUGGCACCUGAGAUGAUCAAACACAAGCCUUAUGGCCACAAAGUGGAUGUCUAUAGCUUUGGACUGCUUCUAUGGGAGAUGGUAACUGGAAAAAUUCCUUAUGAGGACAUGACUCCAGUCCAGGCGGCUUUUGCUGUGGUUGAUAAGAACUUGAGGCCAGAAAUUCCUUCUAACUGUCCCGCGCCCGUGCGUGCCCUUAUUGAGCAAUGUUGGUCAUCGCAUCCCGAGAAAAGGCCCGACUUUUGGCAAAUCGUAAAGGUCUUUGAGCAGUUCGAAUCCGCUCUCGCUCAAGGCGGGACCCUCGACACCGUCAAAAACUUGACCUGCCAGGACCAUAAAAACCGGCUUCGCCAGUGGAUCCAAAAGCUCAAGCAUUCGCAUAUCGAAGGCUCCGGGAAUUUGAUGCCAAAAUUGUUGUAGCAACAUCGUUGCUUCUUUUCUGUAGUGUAGAUUUUUGUGUAAUUAUUGUGGUUGAUUUAGCGCCCCGACUACGAAGAAUGUAAGAGGACACAGGCUGAUUAUUUUUUGUUUCUGUGUCCCAGUUUGGUGCCGGUCGGAUGUUUGGCAUUUGGAAACGAAAGGAACAUCUGCAUGGGUUGUCAUCUAUCUCUAGAGAUUAUUUACUCAUUUAA
This is a messenger RNA of Ananas comosus (pineapple), 2567 nucleotides long. RefSeq names its product serine/threonine-protein kinase HT1-like. The transcript is spliced from 4 exons. Gene Ontology annotation, molecular function: protein kinase activity; ATP binding. The coding region runs from base 556 to 2355 and encodes 599 amino acids. Lineage: Eukaryota; Viridiplantae; Streptophyta; Magnoliopsida; Poales; Bromeliaceae. Gene Ontology annotation, biological process: protein phosphorylation. The record is from RefSeq and is a predicted model, not a curated record.